Messenger RNA from Lecanosticta acicola, 1148 nucleotides. NCBI's taxonomy places the organism in Eukaryota, Fungi, Ascomycota, Dothideomycetes, Mycosphaerellales, Mycosphaerellaceae. The record is from the annotation of a GenBank genome assembly.
AUGCGCAUAGCAAUAGCAGGGACUGGUGGACUGGCAUGUCUCAUUGCACGAGUCAUCGACGAAGACACUAGCCACCAUGCUAUAUUCUUGUCUAGAAGCGUAUGUGCCUAGUGUGACCACCAACGAGCACAAUGUGGGCUCCUUGCGGGCAGAUCCGAAUCUCCGUCGGCCUUAUCUGACCCGUGUUGAGUCGCUGCUUGCAAACUGACAUGUCACAGCCACAACCGCAACUUGUCAACAACGGCUAUCAGGUAGCCCUUGUAGACUACAACGACGCCGAUACCCUUCGAUUUGCGCUCCGCGGCAUCGACACUGUGAGUGAGCCGUAACACUUCAAGCUGCUCAAGCCUAGCUAAGCUAAUGCGUGGUUACUUCUCCAGGUCGUGUCCACUGUCACCGGCCCCAAUCAGAUAGAGCUCAUCAAAGCCGCUGCCAACGCACACGUAAGGCGCUUCAUUCCCGCCGAGUUCGAAGGUCCCCCAGAAUCGCGGUCAGCAGAAGACGACAGAGGACGGACUGAUGCUCGACACUUGUUGACGCGUUUCUCGCGCCAGAUGCAGUCCACCAUAUUUGUUUGCGGGAUAUUCUACGAACGAUUUCAACCUGGAGGGCUGGCGCGCAUUGGCAUCGGGCUUGGUUCUGCCACCAGCGGCGAAGGGAACUACAUCCUGAAUUGCCGCUCAAUGACAGCCGUGGUGCCUGCCUAUAAUGCGAACCAGGAACCCAAUGUCACCAUUUGCAUGACGGCAGUGCAGGACGUGGCUCGCUACGUUUGUAUGGCGCUGGAACUCCCGAACUGGCCGGCGCAGAUACGGAUGUACGGGUUGCGCAUCUCACUUAAUAACCUGGUGGACAACGUGCAGAGGCUGCGAGGUUCGUAGUGCCCUUUCCCUUACACAUGGUGCACAUGCUGAUUCCAACAAGGAAGCACUUUCACCGCCGAGUGGCAUAGUCCAUACACUUUGCGAUCGGCUCUUCAAGACGCUGUUGCUCAGCGGAACACCACGAGACAAAGCAUUGUCCGCGGCCUUAUCAGUACCGCUGAAGGUCGUUACGACUUCGCACAGACGAAUCUGGGCCACCUGUUCAGCAAUCCGACAGUCACGAGCUUCGAUGCUUGGUUCGCCGUCAGGUGGAAUUCCCAAUGA